Messenger RNA from Effrenium voratum, 3219 nucleotides. NCBI's taxonomy places the organism in Eukaryota, Dinophyceae, Suessiales, Symbiodiniaceae. The record is from the annotation of a GenBank genome assembly.
AUGGAAGCCAGCGAGCCGGAUGACUCCAGCGACUUCAAGCUGGCGCUCACACUCCUCAGCAUUGCCGUGCUGACAUUUCUCUCCCAGACCUUCACAGGUCUCAAUAUCGGCUUGAUGUCCUUGGACACGGCCCAGCUCAAGGUGCUCAUCGACGUCCCAAACAAGGACGAGGCAGCCAUGGAAGCGGCGAGGUAUGCGAGAAAGAUCCUGCCGCUGAGACAGAAGGGGAACCUGUUGCUGUGCACCAUCCUGCUCGGCAACACAGCCGUGAAUGCAGCCAUGGCACAGCUGAUGGCAGACUACGCUGGUGGCCUGGUGGGUUUUCUGCUGACCACGGCCAUCAUCGUCAUCCUUUGUGAGAUUGUGCCGCAAUCCGUGUGCACCCGGCACGGGCUCUUCUUAGGGGCCGCGGGUUCGCCCAUCAUACGCGUGGCGAUGAUCCUGUUCUACCCCAUCACCAAGCCGUAUGCACUGGUUUUGGACCGCCUCUUUCCGCAGCGUGAGAACAUGCUGGACAGGAGUCAGCUACAGGCGCUGGUGGAGUACCAGAAGAGUGCGGCCCCAGGCAUGCUGGCAGAGGGCCAGGCUGAAAUGCUCAUAGGCGCCUUGGGUAUGGCCCAGAAGACGGUCUCCGAGGUGAUGGUGCAGCUGGAAAGGGCCUGCUCCCUCAGCCCCGAGGAUGUGCUGGACUAUGCCUACGUUGCGCAGGUGAUCCAGAAGGGCUUCAGCCGGUUCCCGGUGGUGGACAAAACCGGGCAGGUGGUGGGCCUGUUGCACUGCAAGGAUCUGCUGUCCUUGAGGGAGCCGGAGCACGAUCACUUAGAGGAGAUCCGGGGCAGAUCCGCCACGGUGGGGGAGUUGUUGGCCGCUCUAAAGGAGGCGGGCAGGGAGAGGCAAGUCUUUGUGUGUGGCAAGAAUACCACCCUCAUGGCCUUGCUUGCUGAAUUCAAGCGUCGCCCACACCUGGCGGUCGUCGCGGACUCGGAAGAGCCCGGCGAGGCGCCAGAUGCGAAGCACGUGGGCAUCGUAACACUGCACAAUAUCUUUGGCACCAUUUUGCAAGCGCAGGUGGGCUUUUCAGAGGACAGCGGCGCCGCAGCGAGCCCGCGGCGGCAUCAACAAGCCGGCGCCCUGCACCUCUUCGAUCGGCAUCGGCUGGAGAGCAUGGCUGCGAGCUCGGAGCAGUUGGGCGAGGACGAAGCUGGAGCGGUGAUGUCCUUUCUGGUGGCAACUUUGCCGAAGAUCUUCUCGCAGCAGCACAUCGACUCUGCGGCCAUCACAGCUCUCUUGCGGGAGACGCGGCCCAGGUACAUCCCGAAGCGCACGGAGCUGUACAGAGCGGGGCAGGAGACGACGGUGGUGACUCUGGUGCUCCAAGGCGCCUUCCAUCUCACCAGCGGGGCGGACAGCUGCGAGAGCACCUGCGGCCCCUGGGCGUGCCUCGGGCUGUCGCUGCUGUCCAAGAGCGAGAAGUACACUUCAGACUUCACGGCUGUUGCCCUCACAGACGCCUUUGUUCUGCAGAUUGAGCAGCAGAAGUACUUCGCAGCAUGCAAGACAGGUCCAGCCAUUUGGACGUCCUGGCCUGACACCAGGAAGUUCUCGCGAGCCACGCCAGAUUUCCAAUGGCCAUGCCGAUCCAACCUCGGCACCAACGAGCGCCCGGCCCCAUGCUUUGUUUCGCGAAUGGCGCGGCUGCUGCGGGUGCCGGUCGCGCAGGCCUUCGUGGGCCACCAGUGGCGCGCCUUCCUCCCGCUGGCCUCGUCGGGCGCCCGCGUGUCGGGUGACUUGGACCUCGCUGGGCUGGCGGAGGGCGGCGAUGAGGCCUGGGCGCGCUUCGAGCAGCAGGCGGUGGCGGGCUGCGGCGCCUGGCAGGGCCGCGAGAUUGUGCAGGUGCUGCACGCCUGUGCGCGUGCGGGCCGCCGCCCGCGGAGGUUGCUGGAGCAGCUGGGGAAGGAUAUCCCCGAGAAGUUGCCGCAGCUCGAGACUUCCGCGCUGUGCGUGUGCCUGCACACCUUUGCCCAGCUGCGGUCGCGGGACACAGCCCUGUUCAAGGUCAUCACGCGGUACCUGCUUCGAGAGGAACGAGCGCCAGAACUGACCGCAGCCCACGUGGCGUCUUUGCUCUAUUCCCACGUGCGGAUGCUGCACUCGGAGAAAGGCCUUCUCAGGCUGGCGCAUCUGCGCCUCUCCGAGGACGCCUGGGGCGUCUCGGACCUGGCCACGGCGCUGCAGGCCUUGGCCACGCUCCGCGGCUCGGAAGGCGCCGACAAUGUCCGGCUCUCCACGGCCAGCGCGCGGGUGGUGGCGCGGGAGGCGCCGCAGGCGCCGCUGCCGCUGCUGGGGGACCUGCUGGAGGCCUCUCUGCGCCUGAGCAUACCCUGCCGGGUGCUGCAGCAAGGCUUGAUGACCCGCUGCCAAGAACGGCCCGAAGAGCUUGCAGACCUCCCCGUUGAAGUCCUCGUCAAGCUGCUGAGUUGCCUGGGUGGUGUGGAAUCCGCGGACGAUGCGUGCCAGGUGCUGGUGGCGCAGUUGUCGGGCCGUGUGCCGGAGUUGGACCACCCCAGGCGUUUGGUGCAGGCGAUGGACGCCUUGGCCAAGGUUCAGGUCUUUCAGGAAGACCUGUUGAAGUCCAUCGGCAGACAGAUCGCCAUUCACAUGGUGGACUUCAGCCCCAAGGACGUGGCCAGCUGUGCCUCCGCGUGCCAGCGAUUGCUGGUGCAGGACGGCGCCGUGCUGGAGGCUAUGGCGAGACAGGGCCUCCGCAGCGGGCGGAGGUUCAAGCUGCCGUACGUUCAGGCGGUCGUCCGCGCCUGCCGCACCGCCGGCUUCGAGCAUCCCGUGGUGGUGGAGCUCUUGGAAGGCAUGCAGCAACAGCAGAGGGCUCGGGAGGAGCGGGAGAGUCAAGAGAAGCCGAGUGCCAAGGUGGACUGGGAGUCUUUGGAGGAGGAGCCCAUGUUCGACAAGCCGGUGCUCGGAGAGGCUCCUGCUGUCGAGCCAGCUGCAGGCCCAAAGAUGAGCCCCAUGGAGGCCCUUCACGACGGCCAUUCUUGGAGACGAGAGCGGCGGCCGGUGGAGGAUCCAGACGCAAGGAGUGCAGCCAUGCUCGAGGACAAGGACAUCCGGCGCAUAAUGGCCGACGUGGAGCGGCGCGUCCUGAGGCCUGCGGGCCUCAAGAGCCGCGCGCUGGAGGGACGGCGGAACAGGAAGUGACGGAGA